GCUCCGCUCGAGGAAGAAGAAGGUGACGCAGCACCUUCUUGUUUGCAUUAGAAGGCGAAGAGGAAGGAAGAAGCGAUAAAGGGGCGCGAAGGCGAUGGUGACGAUGGGCGAGGCAUGGGGGUUUCUGCUGCCGCUGGCGGCCCUAGCGGCGGCGCUCUCGGCGGCCUUCGGCGGCGUGCGGAGACUGCACGCGUGGGCCUGGGAGCGCCGCCUCGGGGCUGUGGCUCGUAGCCACCUGCCGCCGGGUGACAUGGGCUGGCCGUUCGUCGGCAACAUGCUGGCCUUCCUCCGCGCUUUCAAAUCCUCCGACCCCGAUGCCUUCAUCGCCUCCUUCUUCCGCCGAUAUGGCGGCACUGGAAUGUACAAGGCCUUCAUGUUUGGAAGCCCGACAAUCAUGGUCACAGCUCCGGAAUUGUGCAAACAGAUCUUAAUGGAUGAUGAUCACUUUGUGCCUGGAUGGCCUAAAGCGACAAAUGAGCUUGUCGGAGAGAAAUCGUUCAUAGCCAUCAGUGUCGAAGAACACAAGCGAUUAAGAAGACUCACAGCCAGCACUAUAAAUGGUUAUGAAGCACUUAGUACCUAUCUCCAGUUCAUAGAAAAGACUGUUGCAUUGACUUUGGAAAGGUGGGCCAGUAAGGGAUCGAUCGAGUUCCUUACCGAGCUUCGGAGGUUGACAUUUAGAAUCAUUAUGAAAAUAUUUCUGUGCUCGGAAGAUGAGAUUCUUAUCGAAUCAUUGGAAAGAGUUUACACUGACCUGAAUUAUGGAAUGAGAGCUAUGGCUAUCAACAUCCCUGGAUUUGCUUACCACAGAGCAUUGAAGGCCAGAAGAACACUGGUGGCAAUUCUUCAGAGUGUGCUCAACGAAAGAAAGGCUAUGAGGAGAACUAACCUCAGUCCAACAAAAAAUGACAUGAUGGACAGGCUAAUGGAAGUUGAAGAUGCAAAUGGUAGAAAAUUGUGCGACGAAGAGAUCAUCGAUGUACUAAUUAUGUACCUCAAUGCUGGCCAUGAAUCAUCCGGGCAUAUAACCAUGUGGGCAACUGUGUUUCUUCAAGAACAUCCAGAUGUUUUCGAGAAAGCAAAGUUAGAGCAAGACGAAAUACGAAGAAAUAGGCCACCUAUGCAAAAAGGCCUAACAAUGAAGGAGGUCAGGAAGAUGGAGUACCUUUCGAAGGUCAUCGAUGAGACGUUACGCAUCGUUAACAUCUCAUUUGUGUCUUUCCGGCAAGCAACAAAAGACAUAUAUCUCAAUGCCUACUUGAUACCGAAGGGAUGGAAAAUUCAGCUAUGGUAUCGAAAUGUUAACUUGGAUCCUCAAUCCUACCCUGAGCCUAAGAAGUUCAACCCAUCUAGAUGGGAUGAUUUUGUACCGAAAGCAGGGAGUUUUCUUCCCUUUGGAGCAGGAAGCAGGUUGUGCCCGGGCAACGAUCUUGCCAAGCUAGAGAUAUCAGUUUUCCUGCACCAUUUCCUUCUAGACUAUCAGCUUGUAAGGCUAAAUCCGAACUGCCAAGUUCGAUACUUGCCGCAUCCUCGUCCAGUCGAUAACUGUAUUGCGAGAAUUAUAAGGAUCAACUGAAUGUUACUGCUCUUUAUGUACUAUCUCGAAGCUAAGAAUAAUGUGAAAAUAUGUCACUGUCGAAUAAAGCUUCAAAUCUACUAGUGAA
This is a messenger RNA of Zingiber officinale, 1664 nucleotides long. RefSeq names its product ent-kaurenoic acid oxidase 1-like. Gene Ontology annotation, molecular function: heme binding; iron ion binding; ent-kaurenoic acid monooxygenase activity. NCBI's taxonomy places the organism in Eukaryota, Viridiplantae, Streptophyta, Magnoliopsida, Zingiberales, Zingiberaceae. Gene Ontology annotation, biological process: multicellular organism development; brassinosteroid biosynthetic process; brassinosteroid homeostasis. The transcript is spliced from 8 exons. The record is from RefSeq and is a predicted model, not a curated record. Gene Ontology annotation, cellular component: endoplasmic reticulum. Bases 95 to 1576 code for a protein of 493 amino acids.